Molecule: messenger RNA, 4577 nt
Organism: Clupea harengus (Atlantic herring)
Lineage: Eukaryota; Metazoa; Chordata; Actinopteri; Clupeiformes; Clupeidae
Gene: tmem269
Product: transmembrane protein 269
Exons: 7
Coding region: 3126-3719 (197 amino acids)
Biological process (GO): phospholipid biosynthetic process
Cellular component (GO): membrane
Molecular function (GO): phosphotransferase activity, for other substituted phosphate groups
Source: RefSeq, a predicted model, not a curated record
AGACCAGAAGUUUGACACAGAUAAAACACUGACCGUACAAAUAGUCAUUUUCUACGAUUUCUUUACAGUAUCUCUGUUGGGGUUAUUUUCAUGUUGUCAAACCUUUAUAAUAACAUUUAUGAGCCUGUCAGUGGCUAACUGUUAGUGGCCUAACAGUAUUUUACUUUGACAUACCUGCUUGCCCCGUAGGAUUCAAUUGUAUACCCACUUUGCAGUAUUGAGUUGUUCUAUUUUUGAUCGAUUUUUAUUGUUUUUGUUUCUAGUAAAAAUGUGGCCACAAAAAGAUCUAAAAAAUAAGGCCCAGGUUGAAAAAUCCGAUGUUUCCCAUUACAUUCUAAUAACUAGUAGCUACGUUUUCACCCCGAAUGAGGGAAAAAACACCAUCUCCACAUCUGUGAAGUAAUGGGAUCUGUUGAUGCCAAUUUCCAAAACUCCACCUGUAGAAACUAGUUUAAUACCGAUCCUUAAUAAACUGCAAGUGUUACAAUUAGGGCUGGGUAAUGUGCCUAGAAUGUUUUAUUUAGCCUUAACGUAGGUGUUCUAGCCUACUGCUUUUUUCUGCUUAUAUUAGUUUCACUGGUGCUGUAAAUUACUCUUUAAUUAGGUAAUAAAUACGGCCAUGCGGCCAGAAACACAACUAACAAGUAGAGACAAGAUGCUGCACGGACACCAAAAAACUGUUGCACAUGUUUGCGAAGCCUGUAUCGUUGCAGACUCACAGUUGGAGAGUUUUUAUAACAUACUUUCAUUCCCCGUUAAUUGGUUUUUGGAUAGCAGUUAAUAUAGCGAACCCUCCACAGAAACGCGCAAACAGAGUGGUAGUAGGUAGGGGGAGGGUAUAUGGGGUUGUUUUAGAAAGUCCCUCCCUCUUCAUCUACAACGCCGCGUCCUUAGAAAAAAAAAAUAGAAAGACCAUUGCGUCAUUUCCGAUGGAAUAUUCCAGCGAACCCAACGUUUGCUUUAAAAAGGAUGUACGCACUUUCUUUGACAGAAUUUUAUUACCGUCCCCAAUAUACACACCUGUUUUCAAAAAUACCAACUGUUAAAAAAAAAACUCCCAUAAAGUCAGUGGCAAAACAUCUCCAAAUUUACUCUCACAUCAAGAAGUGUAAAUUAUCUGCUUGCAUUUCUGCUGCAUCUGCGCAGGCCCGUGCAGUUGCUGUGCUGUGACCAUCUCCCAAGGAAAAAAACAUGAUCCUGCUGAGCUCCUCCUCUGGUACGUGCCUUUGAUGAGUCUUAAUCUGCUUGUUAUUGUGUGUGUGUGUAGAUUGUGUAUUUUUCGAAUUAGUCUAAUACGUGUCUGUUUGCAUACUGAGCUUCUCUGAUGUGUAUGGGCACUACACAUUUGAAAAUAGUAAUGGAUGAGUAUUAAUGUGUCAUGUGUCCGUAUCAGUCCGUGGCUGACUGGAAUGACAUAAUUAUAACUUUACCAGGAUGCUUAGGUGUUAAGGCUGUGCAGUGGAGUCUGUAUGUAUGUAUGUUUGGGAAAAUGAUUUGCGUAUCUUGAAAUAAUGUGAUGUGUCGGUGGCUAUAUGAUAGUCUGCGUGUAUGUGUGUGUUUCUGCAUCUGCACAUAUUCUCUCUGCCAGCUUAGUUAUCCAGGUUCAUUUUAAUUUAAAAGUGCACAGAAUAAUAUUGGCAAUAAUAUGCUAUUUCACAUUACAACAGAGACCAUAAUGUCAGAGACAGCUAACGUAUAUGUGUCUACAUUUUUUUGUACUGGCUGGAUGUGUGUGUAUGAGCAGUUGUGUGUGAGUAUGUGUGUGGGCAAAAUUGUCUGAGGAGACAGGGACUUAUUUUCAGAAGUUGCUAUGUACUGCAAAUCGCAAAAGAGGUCACAUGAUAAACCCUAGAUUCAAGUUCCUCAGGUUGCAUUAGCCUAAAUGCACUUUUUGGGGUUGAAUGAAAAAGACGUAAUUUCAUCUAAUGACUUCCAGUUCAGUUUCCAUAUAGGUCUUCUUUCUGAAUUUAAGUAUCCUUCUGUCAGACUGGGGCUUUUUGAAUGCACUGUGCAUUGCUCUGUAUCUGUUAGUGUGUGUGAUGGUACGCGUCCACUUGCAAGCUGUGUCACUGCAUUCUGCUAUGCUGCAUUCCUAUGAUGACCAUAUCUUCGGGCCUGGUUAGGUUUACUGCUACUAAGUGCCUUUUGUAUUUCAUGUGUUUCGUGUUCAUGAAAAUGAUGUUCUCAGGCAUGUAAUAUGACACAAUAACACACAUGAAAUCCCAAGACAGUUGAUUAGUUGAUCAUUUAAAAAAUGGCAGGAAAGCAGCCUAGAUCUGGGAAUCAGACCUAAUAUUUAACAUGUCCUCCAUGUCACGCCAAAGACUGCCUACUGUAAACUUAUCGACACUGUAGCUGGAAAUGUCUGUCAUAACACUGGCAUAACCAUGCAAGAAACAUAUGAAGGCUACUGCAAUAUACUGAAAGCUUUUUUCAGUGGUGUAUUGUAACUGUUAAUUGGUCUCUCGUCCAUUAAUUAUCAGGAAAUGCAAUGACAGAUCAUGUUUGAUGUUAUUGGACCUUACUAUCAAGAGUUUACAAUCAGAGUUAGUUUGAUUCGUAGCCUAUGCCUAAACCUUUGAACAUUUUCUUCAAACCUUCACAUCCCAGAACGGUGUCAGAUAUACCUGACAAUGUGAUGAUAGUUUAUGCAAAAGAGCGUCAACCAGCUUUACUGGUAGUUGAAGUAAUGCGUGGAAUUCUGGAUAAUUUAGGUUUCCUAGACCUCCAUCAGCCUGUCAGCAAUGUUAGUGUGCUGAAAAUGAAUCGCACGACAAGAUCUGGUAUCUGUCAUGACAUGUUUAUAAAAUAUUUAUGGUGUUCAUUAGAUAGAGUAUCACCGUCCGUCAUGUCAUGGCACCUAUUUAAAAGAAAUAGGAAGCAGUGAGGAAAGCUUACAAGUGGACUCGUACUGAAAGGUUGCUGUGCUGCUGUCCUUAAUGGGUGUUUUUUUGCAGAUGAAGAGUCACUCGACUGGCUUUGGAAUCACAUGAACUUCAGGGUACAAAACACUAUAAUGUUUUUUCCCACCCACAAAGCAGCUCUUCCUGUCGAAGAGCACCAGCGGCCUCCAGCUCAAGGAAUUUGCCCGCAAGAACGCUGCCAAUGUGCUGUCCGUCGCCAACAUGCUCAUGGGAAUGGCCUCCAUCCUGAGCAGUCUCAAUGGUCACCAGUAUGCUGCUUGCUGGCUGGUCCUCAUUGGUUACCUCCUUGAUCUGGCUGACGGGGCAGUUGCCAGGAGACUUAAUGCGUGCUCAGCGCUGGGUGCAAAGCUUGAUGACUUUGCAGAUUUCACCACAUUUGGGAUUGCUACCUCGCUGCUCUUGACGACCGAGAGUCUUCUGGACAACCUGCUGUGUAUGUGCUACGUCCUGUCUGUGUUCACUCGCCUAUGCUUCUUCUCCAGUGGAAUCCCAUUCAUGUACCGUGGCCUGCCCUGCAUCUACUCCUCAGCCAUUCUGGCCUGCGUCUCGCUGCUCUCUGGCGGCAACAUGGUGGUCCUGCGUGUCACUGCCGUGGCCAUGAUCCUCUUCAUGAUCAGCCAGAGCUUCUACCCCCACGACCGCGUUCUGGAGUCCCAGGCCUGGAAGAAGGUCGUCUAUGCAGGAGGCAUUGCCAUGGUGUUCUGCUCCUCCUUCCCGCCAGCAUGCGUCUACUACCUGCUGUGGUCCAUGUCCUACAUCCUCUUCCCUGCCUCCCUCUGGAGCUGCAAGGUGUAGUGGGAGUGUCGGCCAUUUUGUAAACUCAGACUUUAGAAGAGGGGCCUACGAUGGCCAAUCACAUCUUCUACUGCUUGUUGCCAUGGAGAGUCCAAACCCUGCUCAGUCUCAGGCUUCUGGGGGAAGUGUCUGCUGUGUUUGACCCCCUUUUUUUCUCUUCAGUCUCACGGCGCCAAACCACGGUUCCUGAAGUCUUCCUGUUUGGCCAGACCCAUGGAGAGAUCCAUGGGCAUUUUAAAUGUUUCAUUAGAAUAUCUUUUUUUUUUUCUUGAUUUCCUCCAUGUAAAGUAAAGGAUGAAUAUGGUGAAGACUCCCUCUACAGGCUGCCUCAGACAUACUGCCAUGGCUUGGAGACGCUCCUGCACUAGUGCCUCAGAGUGUCACGUCCAUCCUGUCCACACUGUGAGAGAGUGAAUGAGAGCGAGAGAGAGAGAGAGAGAGAGAGAGAGAGAGAGAGAGAGAGAGAGAGUGAGAGGAGUCACUAGAACAUGCUGGUCUUUUUCCUGGCUGUGACUUCAGUGUGUGGACCUGUUGUUGUUCUUUCUGUGUAUUCCAGUACAGAAUGAAAAUUGCAACCAAUUGGAAAUCAUUUUAGAGUUGAGAGAUAGCUAUUUUGCUGUGGUUGCUGCUCUUUCUGUGGUUGCUGCUCUAACUGUGGGUUUACAUUAUUUACAGUAUUUAACAUGAUACAGGAAAAACGUUUUACAUACAAACCUAUGUAAAUAUCCAUACACAAAAUAAUUGGCCAGUGCAUGAUAAAAGCAUGACAACAAAGUGGUAUUUAUUGACAAUGUACCCACAGAUUUGACUUGUCAUGAAGCGAUGAAUGAGAUGUUUUUAAUAGAUUCUUACAGUACA